Messenger RNA from Didymodactylos carnosus, 438 nucleotides. The record is from the annotation of a GenBank genome assembly. Lineage: Eukaryota; Metazoa; Rotifera; Eurotatoria; Philodinida; Philodinidae.
AUGCGUUACUGCGUUACCUGUAAAGAAACGAUAGUCACAAAUUUACCAGCACCAUUAGAUAUUUCAGAAGUAAACCAUUCAAUAUUAUCAACGAAUUUAUCCGCAGAACCGAAAAAUGUACCAGAUAUUACUACAAGUUCAUUUCUUAUUUCAGCUGAAGAAGCAGAUCAUGUUGACCCGUUGAAUGUAUACGAAAACAAUAUCCGGAAAGCCGAUGAGCCUCUUCUCCGCGCUGGUAAUUUCAGUUAUGUUCCCACAAUCGAUGUUAUCAAAACAGCAAUAAAAGAAUAUAGAAAAAAAUUUCGUUUUGAUGAAGGUUGUUAUAAAGAAAUUAGAAUUGCACGACAAUCGUUAUUUACAUCAGAUACAUUCUCGAAAAUCGUGAUAGGUGUGAACGCUCUCGAAGUUAACUCGGAGUUAACUCUGAAAAAUUUGUAG